This is a messenger RNA of Dipodomys ordii (Ord's kangaroo rat), 825 nucleotides long. RefSeq lists its product as uncharacterized. The transcript has 6 exons. Gene Ontology annotation, molecular function: ubiquitin-like protein ligase binding; protein tag activity. Lineage: Eukaryota; Metazoa; Chordata; Mammalia; Rodentia; Heteromyidae. The record is from RefSeq and is a predicted model, not a curated record. Gene Ontology annotation, biological process: protein sumoylation. Gene Ontology annotation, cellular component: PML body; nucleus.
AUGCUAAACUACACAUGGAUAGCAGUAGACACUAUAUGCAAGAAUAUUGAGAGAAGAAAUGCUGCUCCAGACCAGAUGGGUUGGAGAGAACACAGCAACCAAGAGGAUGGGAAGACAAAGAUCGAUCAAGAGGAAGAGAAGGUAGAGGAUGGAGCUGUCAAGUCACUGUGCACUACAUUUCCAAAGAAAACCUACACUAAGAAUAUCUCUACUAUGAGUCGCUUACAUUGCACACUUAUACAUAUCCUGUCUCGCAUUCAAGUCAUUGGCAUUGUAUGGUAUUUUUCCCAAAGGGAAGAUACUGACUCCCAUUGCUUGGAAGCCUUGGUUACAGUUUACAGCCAUCAUAGUCAGGAGGCAAAAACUUCAACUGAGGACUUGAGGAAUAAGAAGGAAGGAAAAUACAUUGAACUCAAAGUCAUUGGACAGUAUAUGUAGAAGAAAACAUCUGUAAUUCGCUUAAAAGUGAAAGCAACAACACAUCUCAAGAAACUCAAAGAAUCAGACUGUCAAAGACAGAGAGAUCCAAUGAACUCACUUAGGUUUCUCUUUGAAGUUCAGAGAAUUGCUGAUAAUCAUACUCCAAAAGAACUAGGAAUGGAGGAAGAAGAUGUGAUUGAAGUUUAUCAGGAACAAACAGGGGUACUGGUCCAGGUAUACAAACUCCUUACUGUCAUUCUAAUACUGCAUUCAUUUCUAAUCAACACAGCACCACAUCAGUCACAACAGCAAUUUGUUACCAUCACUACACCUGGGCCUCACACCAAAAAGGAAGUAGAAGCCUUCGUGUUCAAGGCAGGAAACAUGGGACUAGAUCAGACUUAA